Trichoplusia ni (cabbage looper) is the source of this 2420-nucleotide messenger RNA. Its product is annotated as zinc finger protein 358-like. Lineage: Eukaryota; Metazoa; Arthropoda; Insecta; Lepidoptera; Noctuidae. The transcript is spliced from 7 exons. The record is from RefSeq and is a predicted model, not a curated record. Gene Ontology annotation, molecular function: DNA-binding transcription factor activity, RNA polymerase II-specific; RNA polymerase II transcription regulatory region sequence-specific DNA binding. The coding region runs from base 147 to 2240 and encodes 697 amino acids. Gene Ontology annotation, biological process: regulation of transcription by RNA polymerase II. Gene Ontology annotation, cellular component: nucleus.
GAUUUAUCGGUAAAUUGAUAUUGGGUGGACAACGAAGUGUCAAAUAGCCAAAAUGGCUUACAUUAGCGUUAUUUGUUUAGUGUUUUCUACAUUAAAAUGUAAUCGUAAAACGUGAAUUGUGUGCGAAACAUAAUACAUCUGCAACUAUGUUGCACAACACAGGGCCUUAUGGCCCAAACGAGGCGCCAAUAAACAUGGGGGCGCCCGUAAAUAUGACUCCUAUGAAUUCUCAUAUGAAUCUAGCUCAUAACAUUAAUAAUUUGAGCAAAAUGCCACAUCAGGGUGGUCCUGCGACGAGCGGGCACUACAACCUACCGGAUUAUCCUCCUUACAGCCAGUCUCCAAUAGGUGUACCGUCGCAAAUGCCUCAGUUUGCGAACUAUCAACAACUGCCCUUUCAACCUACAUACAUGAAUCAAAACUCGAAUUCCAUCAACGACUUGUCUUGGCAGAAUGGUAUGUUUCCUGUGAACUUAAAUAUUCAGAACGAGCACAACACUAGUGCCAUGAAUUAUGCUUACGACAAAAGAAUAGUGGAGACAGUCAGGCAGGACAAUGUAAAAGAACAAAACAUGAAGAAAAUGCCUUUAAAUAUACCUCAAGUACCAAAUAAGUCUUACGCCAAAAAUUUUGGCGGGAACAACGAGUAUGCGCAUAAUGAUUUGUACCAAAACUCUCAUCACAAUUUAGAUUUAAGUAUGAAAGUGCAAGAUAAAAUACAAAUAGACAGUACGCGGAGAAAAAACAUUGAAAACACCGUCAAACUGAUUGAGAACAUCUUAAUACAUUCUUCGAAUAAACCAAAAGACACUACGCAAAGUAAUACCGCUGUUAAUAACGAUAAGGAUGAUCAACCUUCAGAUAUGACCAUGGUAAACGCAAGGAAAGUCACUUUCAAUGUACCAGACUCAACGAGUACAGAUCCAUUAUCACUAUCACCUGAAAACUCUCAAGACUUACAAAGAGAUAAUGAAAACAAUGAUACAGCCGACAAAAGUAAUGAAAACGCAAAACGUGCAAUGGAAUCGGAAGACCCAUCAUCAGAUGAAGAUGAUGUUAAACCGAUUGGGGAAACGGAACACGUCACAGGUCCAAACGAAACGAAAAUAACAGAUAAUAGUGUUGUCAUAAAGAUUGAGAAAACGAGUUUAGCUGAUACGGACUGUUUCGUACCGUUUGCAAGAGACAAUAAUGGGAUACCCCGAGAAGAUGUGAUUCAUCAAAAGAUUAUAGAUAGUGAAAUUAGCGUGAAAGAGGCUACUGCUGCUGCGAAAAAUGGCAUAAAAUCCGAAGGCUUCUACGAAUGCCCUCACUGCAGUCUGGUAUUCCAGCAUCCGAAACGCUUCCUCGUUCACAACAAAUGGCAUACAUUCGGCCUAACCAACGAGAAACGCAUGGAGAUAGCCAAGAUACGGGAACAGAGGCGCUUUGAGAGGCGAGAGGCCAAACAUCUGGAGAGGCUGAAAGCCAAAGAGAUUACAAAUACGAAUGUCAAGGUCGAGGGGAAGGUGUACCCUUGUAAGGACUGUGAUAAGGUCUUCAGCUCGAAGAAUAGUCAUAAGAAUCAUAGGCAGCGCUACCACCCGGCCCCGGAUCGCGAAUGCAAGAUCUGUCACAAGACGAUGCCGACGUGGGUGGCGCUGCGCUCCCACCUCGCGACCCACACGGCGGAGUCCGGCCCCGGCUUCCAGUGUAGCGAGUGCCCCAAACGAUUCAAGUACUCCCAUUCGUUGGCGAAACACUCGGACACACAUCUGGAGAAGACCCACGCCUGCCAAACCUGCCCUAAGAAGUUCGGUUCCCAAGCCCUGCUGAAGAUGCACAUGAAGACUCACGAGCGGAUGCUGCGAGGAGCCACCUUCCGCUGUACUUACUGUGGGAAGGGAUUCUUCGAGUCCUACAGCUUACAGGUACAUGAACGAACGCAUCGCAACGAGCGCCCGUAUCUUUGUGACAUUUGUAAUACCAGCUUUGGAACAAACUCCAGUCUCAAAAGACACCUUAAAGUGUCCCACAACACAGCCAAGCCUCACCAAUGUUCGGUCUGCCGAAGAAACUUCUCCACAGAGUCGAUAAGGGAUAGACAUGAACUGAGGGUCCAUGGAAACCCUGAGGACUUCAAGUUCCCCUGUAAACAGUGUUCUUGCAAAUAUUUAAAACUAAAAGAUCUUCAGAAACACGUGUACAAGAUGCAUCCGAAAGGCAAAAGGAAGAAAAAAGAGAAAAGCGAUUCAGAAUAAACCUUAUUUGAAUGUUCUUAAGGUACAAAAUCCCAUGUAUAUACAACAUGUUUGACCAGACUCCAGACAUAUUUAAAAAACCAGUUUCGUUCAUAAAAGCGUCUAUAUUUUUCUUUUUUAAAAGCGACUCCCGCACUUAGGAAUUUUAUCCUUGUGUCGCGGGUUUCACAAACAUACAAG